AUGGUGAGACUCAAACCGAGUUUCUGGGUCUUCCUAAUUUCGAUCGCGCUUUUGUCAACUCAGUUCGGGGUUUCGGUUGGAUCCCAAUCAACUAAGCAAGCUUACGUGACGCUUCUGUAUGGAGAUGAGUUCCUAUUGGGAGUUAGGGUAUUGGGGAAAUCGAUUCGGGACACUGGAUCCAAGAAGGAUAUGGUCGUUUUGGUCUCUGAUGGCGUCUCUGAUUACUCUAAGAAGCUACUCAAGGCAGAUGGAUGGAAAGUAGAGAAGAUUAGUUUACUGGAAAAUCCGAAUCAAGUUCAUCCGAAGAGGUUCUGGGGUGUCUACACGAAGCUGAAAAUUUUCAACAUGACUGAGUACACAAAAGUUGUGUAUCUUGAUGCGGAUACUAUUGUGGUAAAGAACAUUGAGGAUCUAUUUAAGUGUUCAAAGUUUUGUGCCAACCUAAAGCACUCGGAGAGACUGAACUCUGGAGUCAUGGUUGUGGAACCAUCCGAAGCUCUUUUCAAUGACAUGAUGAGACAAGUGAAGACUUUGUCAUCUUACACAGGGGGAGACCAGGGCUUCUUGAAUUCGUACUAUCCAGACUUUCCUAAUGCUCGUGUUUUCGAUCCUAGUGUAUCCCUCGAAGAUUUAAAAACUAGACCGGUUCCUCAGAUGGAGAGGCUUUCUACGUUAUACAAUGCAGAUGUUGGUCUUUACAUGCUUGCUAACAAGUGGAUGGUGGAUGACAGUAAGCUUCAUGUUAUUCACUACACGCUAGGCCCUCUUAAGCCUUGGGACUGGUGGACAGCUUGGCUCGUGAAGCCUGUUGAUGCUUGGCAGAGCAUCAGAGUAAGGCUUGAGGAGUCUCUUCCUGGAACCGGAGGUGGCAAAAAUCCAAAGGACGAACUCGCCAUCAAGCUCCUUUUCUUGUUACCCCUUUGUACACUCUUGAUCUGCUUUUAUCGAUUUUCAUCCGAGGGACGUGAGUUCUUGGGAUCGUUGUGCCGUAGCUCAGUUUGCAAUCAGAUCAGACAUCUUUAUUACAGAAUCAGAUCUAAUGGAACACUUGGUUAUAGUGGUGUAUCUACAUUGUCAUCCAUGAAUUCCAACUAUCAACUUCACAAUGGGGCACACUCAAAGGUUCCGCAAUGGUUGGGGGCAGUCUCGGUCGUAGUAUGUUUUGUAGCUGUUCUGACAUCUAUCGGAUUUUCCUUUGCAAUCGUGCCAAGGCAGAUCAUGCCAUUGACUGGUCUGGUUUUGCUUUACGAGUGGACCUUUACUCUCUUCUUCCUUUUAUUCGGCGGCUUCCUUCUUUUGGUACACCAGUAUGGCAAGAGAAUCGCAACUCAAACAGGGUCUCUUUCAUCUCAAACAGAAUCUUCCUUGGAUGAUUCCGGAAAAGGUCAUCAGCGUGCAGGUCAGUCUUGCGACGUGACUACUUGGUACUACGGAUUAGGGAUGGUAUUUUUGGCCAUUGCUGCCGUUUCUCUACCAUACAUUUUAGGGAUCAGCGCUUUGUUUUUGAGGCUAGGUCUGAUGGUAGCUGGAGCGAUGGUUUUAGCAUCGUUCAUGACGUAUGGUUCCGAGCACCUCGCGAUCAGAUGGUUCAUGAAAGGCCUAGAAGACCGCGACACGACAAGAACAAGGGCCAUCUGCUUCAUAUGCUGACACGAAUUUUCGCCGAAAAAAGACUCUCGAAUGUAGGUUUACAGGCACAACCAAAUGACCUUUUUAUUUAUAUGUUUGGAGCUGUGGGUUUUGUUGUUCUGUCUGUAAUAUUGUUUGUGUCCGAACAAAAACUGUGCAAUCCAUAAAAAUCGAUUUUUUUUUU
Molecule: messenger RNA, 1813 nt
Organism: Tarenaya hassleriana
Lineage: Eukaryota; Viridiplantae; Streptophyta; Magnoliopsida; Brassicales; Cleomaceae
Product: inositol phosphorylceramide glucuronosyltransferase 1
Exons: 9
Coding region: 1-1650 (549 amino acids)
Molecular function (GO): glycosyltransferase activity
Source: RefSeq, a predicted model, not a curated record